Vicia villosa (hairy vetch) is the source of this 1311-nucleotide messenger RNA. RefSeq lists its product as uncharacterized. The record is from RefSeq and is a predicted model, not a curated record. Lineage: Eukaryota; Viridiplantae; Streptophyta; Magnoliopsida; Fabales; Fabaceae. The coding region runs from base 1 to 1311 and encodes 436 amino acids. The transcript has a single exon.
AUGAGUCAUAUUUCGGAAGUGGUGGCGAGAAGCUUUUGGGGCAAUUCGGAUUGUGAUUUUUCUUUUUCUGAGUCGGAAGGUAUGUCGGGCGGAAUCCUUACUUUGUGGAAAGCUAGUUCCUUAUCGGUGGUGUUGAGUUUUCGUGGGCCGGGUUAUCUUGGUGACAAGGUUAGUUGGAGGAAUAAAUUUUAUUAUUGUAUUAAUGUUUAUUCUUCUUGCAACUUGUCCUUGAAGCAUUCAUUCUGGAAGGAUUUGGUAAAUAUAAAGGAUAAAUAUAAUGAUGGGGAUUGGUUAUUUGAAGGCGAUUUUAACGCUAUUAAGAAGAGAAGUGAGAGAUUCAGAACUUCUAUUUCGGCUAAUAAAUUGGAAUGGAGGGAGUUUUCUAAUUUCAUUGAUGAUUGUGGCAUGAUAGAUGUUCCGUGCAAAGGAAAAAAAUAUAGUUGGUUUAGCGCGGACGGAAAAUCCAAGAGUAGGUUGGAUCGCUUCAUUCUUGAUGGAAACAUUGUUUCUUCUUGGGGAGUGGUGGGUCAAUUAAUUGAGCAAAGAGAUGUGUCGGAUCAUUGUUCGGUGUGGUUGGUUGUUGAUAAGGAGGAUUGGGGUCCGAAACCGUUCAAGUUUAAUAACGAAUGGUUCCAUAAUAAAGAUUUCAUGCUUUUUGUUGAGGUAGAAUGGAAGGCGAUUAUAGUUAGUGGUAGAGGAGAUUUUAUUUUAAAGGAGAAAUUUCGUAUUAUAAAGGAUAGACUCAAGUGGUGGAAUAAAGUGGUUUUUGGAAAAUAUGAUUUGGAAGUGGAGGAGGGGAUUAGAGAAUUGAAUGAGGCGGAUGAUUGUGAUGAUGUUAGUAAUGAGGUUCAAGCUAUCAAAAGAAAGGCUAGUAGUAGAUUUUGGUUAAAUCUCAAAAUUAAGGAGAAUAUGUUUAUUCAAAAAUCUAGAUUAAAGUGGCUUAAUGAUGGAGAUUCUAAUAGUAAAUUCUUCCAUAGGGUAAUGAAAGAAAGGAGGAGGAGGAAUCAUCUUAGCUCCAUCUCCACUAGUAGUGGAAUCUAUGUUAAAGUAGAUGAGGUUAAGGAAGAAGUUUGGCGUCAUUUCAAUGACAAGUUCAAGGAGGAUUGUGUUAGUAGGCCGGUUUUAGAGAACGUUUCAUUCAAAUCUUUGAGUAGGGAGGAUAGCGCUUCUCUCGAGUUUCCGUUCUCCGAAGAGGAAUUAAAGGAGGCGGUGUGGAAUUGUGAAGGUUCGAAAAGCCCGGGGCCAGAUGGUUUUACUCUCCUUUUUGUGAAGAAUUGUUGGUCUUUCUUAAAGGAUGAUUUGGUUGCUUGA